GGAAACAAACGUAAACUGAAUACUGCUAUUGCCCUAAUGGGAAAGUCCUCAGUUGUCUUCCUGGAUGAGCCAUCUACUGGCAUGGACCCAGUAGCCAGGCGCCUGCUCUGGGACACAGUUACAUGGAUGUGUAAAACUGGCAAAGCUAUCAUCAUCACCUCUCACAGCAUGGAAGAAUGUGAGGCGCUUUGUACCAGGCUGGCCAUCAUGGUAAAGGGGAAGUUCAAGUGCCUAGGCAGCCCUCAGUACCUCAAAAACAAGUUUGGUAACGUAUAUAUUCUGACAGCAAAGAUUAAGAUUGAUGAAAAUGAAGAUAAACUAGCGGAGUUCAAAGAAUUCAUUGCAACAACUUUCCCAGGUAAGAGAAGUAGGGUUGGCUUGUGAAAACUGUGUUAAGUCACGUAUGUUGUGCUGCUGCAUGUAAUAAUUAACUUUUUGCUGUGAAUUACUGAUGUUUAUUUUCAAUUAGGCUCCUUUGGGAAUAAUUUUUUUCUAUGAAUUUAUUCCUGAUUAUGCUAAGAAGCUUUCUCAAAAUAGCAGAGGCUCUCACCAGUCUCUUGUA
This is a messenger RNA of Vicugna pacos (alpaca), 562 nucleotides long. NCBI's taxonomy places the organism in Eukaryota, Metazoa, Chordata, Mammalia, Artiodactyla, Camelidae. The record is from RefSeq and is a predicted model, not a curated record.